Messenger RNA from Thyridium curvatum, 7203 nucleotides. RefSeq lists its product as uncharacterized. Gene Ontology annotation, cellular component: transcription factor TFIIIC complex. NCBI's taxonomy places the organism in Eukaryota, Fungi, Ascomycota, Sordariomycetes, Thyridiales, Thyridiaceae. Gene Ontology annotation, biological process: 5S class rRNA transcription by RNA polymerase III; transcription initiation at RNA polymerase III promoter. Gene Ontology annotation, molecular function: DNA binding. The coding region runs from base 1 to 7203 and encodes 2400 amino acids. The record is from RefSeq and is a predicted model, not a curated record. The transcript is spliced from 2 exons.
AUGGCCAAAGGACUCGAUGAGCUCGUCGAGUGGCUCAUUGCAGAAAUAUCCUACUCUGGCGAGACUGGCUUCAGUGUCGACGACUUCAUCUCGGCCACCUCCAGGUACUACACUGGAAAAUGGGCACGGCCGGGUUCCAGCGAUGGGAGUGAUCCCAAAGUGAAUCAGGAUCAUGACGGCGCGCCUCCGGCAGUUCCUGGAAGCAAUGGAACUGUCAACCUGGCACGCAAAGCAUGGCCCUGGGUGGUCAUGAGAGACGAGGUGUCUGUGGGGCAUGAAAAGGCUUGGAACCAUCUCCCGUUCGAUUCUCUCCUCGCUCUACCGAAGGAGGGACCGCCCAUGGAUCCUGCACUGGCUGCAGAGGAUACGUCCCUGGUCUCCAGCGAAACUCACUCCAAGGAGCCAACUGCAAAGGCAUCCAAGUCGUCGGGUGAAUCUGAUAUUCCGCUCGUCCAGCCACGGAUCUAUGUCUCUGAGGAGGCCGCCUGGGUCGCCAUCACAGGCCAUGGGCCUGACUACAAGCGCAUUCCCCUGCUCGAGUGGAGAUGUCUUCUGGGCAUCGCUUCCGCUGGUAGAGAAGGCAUCAUUCAGGGCGACCUCCGCCAACUGGUCAACCAGGACAAGCGCUCCGUCCCCAAGCGGACUGACUUCCUCGCUGCGAAAGGCUACAUCGAGAAGCGCACCAUCAUCGCCAGAGCUACAAAGACAAGCAAGCUAUGGAUCACCAAAUUCGCCCCCCCAGAGCUCACACCGGUCCGUACCCGCCAAUUUGGACAGGCCCAAGGGUUCAAUCUUACCCAAGACUUCCUGACCAAAGAUCUGGACCCUGUCCCUUGGUGCGACCGCUGGACUGGCUCGUCAAUCGACCAUCCCAUAUUUAGCCAGACCGCCCUCGCCAUUGUCAGGGCUUGGAAUGUGAUGAGGCUCACAGACCUCAAGAUGAAGAUGGGCAUCCACGGCCAGAAAUGGCAGAUGAGGGUUCUUGCCAGAACCUUUCGCAGACUGGCAACCAUGGGGCUCGUUAGAUACGUCGCCGCGAUGCUACCCGGCCGGCGCCAGGUCUUGAAAGAUUGCGUCAAGUGGAUACGUGAGCCGACAGAGGAAGAAUGGGCUGAGCACUUGGCCACCGGCACCAAGCAUUCGCAAUACUCAGACCACUCCCAUGACCGGCAGCCCAAAGAUAUUGUCGCUGCUGCUGGUGCACAAAAGCCGGCUCUGGCUCAGAACGCUGAGGAUGCUGCAGGAGAAAAUGCGGAAGACGAGGAGGAUGAGCAGAUCUUACCCGCAAUACGUUCGCCUUGGGACAUUGACAAGCCCUUUGCAAAUCAGGUGUUUGAAGAAGUCAAGCGGGCUGGUCCUCGUGGAGCCACCAACCCUAUGAUUAGCACGGCGACGAUCGGCUUUGCCUUUCGCCGCUACAUUUAUGCCUGGCUGCAGCAAGCCGCCAACCGAAACUGCCAGCCAGCACAUCUAAGGCAUUUCCAGAUCCAAAGCCAGCUUGUCCGCAUUGGCAAGACAGAGGCUUAUGUAUUCGCCGCCAAGGAGACAUCUCAAGUGAACAAUCCCGCGGACGACAACACCCAACAAGACCAGGAGAUGCCCAUUGAUGAGCCGGUGCAGAUCGCCUCUAGCACCUCUGCUUCUUUCCGAUUCUCUGCGCUCCCUAGCUUCAUCUCCAGCCAGGCCGAUAUGCCCUCCCUUUCUGACCUGAGCCUCAAGCUGGCAAGUAAGCAUCGUCCCGUACGGCAGUAUCGGCGGGCGAGGACAGCGCUCCCUGAGCACUCGGUCGCACCUGGAGCCGGCGUUGCAAGUUCUCCAGUUGAGGCUGUCGCUCACCAAACUGAGAAUGAGGCUGCCAUAGGAGUCGAGGCUGCUGCUCACCAGACUGAGAAUGAGGCUGCCCGAGGUGAGGAGAGUGAAGGAGAGAAAGAGGCCGAGAUACCUCCCGAGCCCAAGCCGAUUGGCGCAUUUCUCGCUGCACCAGGAUCUUUGGAUCUCAACCCGAGAAGACAGGGACGUCCGAGAAAGUCUGUUGUUAUCUUGGUGAGGUUGGAACAGCUCAAGGAUCCUGAGUUUCUGAUCAAACGUCGUGGUGCGGAGACGACCACUCCCCCCCAGACACAGACACCAGACAUGGAUAUGACAACUCACGAUGAGGCUGGUGCCGAACCCAGCAGCUCCAAGAAGAGAAAGGCCGAGGAUCGAGCUUCAGGAGAAGAGGCUUCUGACCCAGCCGUCUUGAAUGUCGAGACUCGUUACAAUGGAGCGAAAGGAACUCUGGUCUUUUGCGAAGCCGAUAGGACGAUUCGCUUUGAAGCUACCGCUGCGGAUGGCAGCGAGCCACUUGUCAUCAAAAUCGAUGAUCUAGCUUCCGACCCAACAACUCGAGACGCUCCUGGAGGCGACGAUAAGGCACUGGUUCUCAAUGCCCGAGAAGGCGGCAGUGAUGCGGUUUGGCCGUACAUUUUUCUUCUGGGCAACACACCAGAGGCAAGAGAAAAAGCCACGUCGUUCCAAGAGGCUGUCAUCCAUGCAAGGAUCCAGGAAAAGGAUGCCACACCAGUCGACGAAGAAGCUCCUGAGGCAGGAGCUGAGCAGGAUGCGAACGAAGAUGGUACUCAGCCACGCAAGGGCAGGCCUCGUGGGAAAAAGAAUGCUAGAAAGGGUGGCGCGGCUUCGUGGAAAUGCGACCAGUGUGGUGGUACCUGGAAGAAUGAUGUUGGCUUGAAGUACCACUUGACAAAAUCUAAGACGUCCUGCAACAAGGACUACGUCCCCGAGACGAUCUUUGAAGACCGCCCCAGGAAGCGGCAGAAGGUGCAGCGUAAGCUAUAUGAGCUCGGCCCGAGCUUCACAGAACCCCCGACCACGGCCAGGGCGCCAGCGCCAGUUCCGGCUCCGGCUCUGGCUCUGGCUCCAGCUCAAGCAAUGACCUCGACCCCGGCCCCGGCCCCGACUCCAGGUCCAGCCCAGCUAUCACGCUCGCUCAGGUCCAACCCCGAGAAAAUUGCUUCGAAACCGCAGCGUCAUCUCAUGACCCGGAAAUCUAGCGCGAUCAAUAUGACGAGCCUUGCUCCCCGGGGCUUCAUGGUUGAUAUAGCCCAACCGCCGGAUCCCGCACAGACACCGAUGAGACGGACCACGCCACCUCCCAUUGCACGUCCGACGGCCACCGAGCAGCGUACUCGCCUUCCAGUCAGCUCGAAGCCCACCAAGGCCGUGUCGAAGCAGAUUGAGGUUAUCAGUGUACCACAGACUUCAAAAGAGCCAGCCAACCGGGCGCAAGCCGAAACGGACUUCAUCGCUGGCCCAAACCAAACAUCGCAUGCCGACAUGAUGUUCCUUGACCCUCGGCUGCGAGGCAUUGAUCGCUCACCCUCGGUUGUGGGCCACCGAAACUCUGUUCAGGAUGCAAGUCCCUCGGGAGCGAACCAGCGCAUGCCUGUUGGCGAGUCGCGCCAGCCACUUGGUGAACAGCCUUUGACCUCCAACAUCCAGCUUUCUCUCUCUGGACAGCCUGGUGGACUCAUCAAUCAAGACGAAGAUCAUCGCUUAGAUACUAGCAGCGGCCUUUACGAGACGCCGGCCGCGAGUCAAGAUAAUGAAGAGCCCUACGACCAGUCUGAAUUCACAAGCGCGACAUUUGAGCUUCCCUGCCGCCCGCCGCCUUUCUUCAUGCCAGCAGGCAGAGACCUGGCAAGAAUGACAGCUAGUCAAGUCAGGAUUCAUCAAUCCGAGGAGAUCAUCAAGUACUUCCUAGAGCACAACGGAGGCGUCUUUCCUGCCCAGCAGGCACUUUGGUUCGCAGUCAUCACAACUUUCCUCAAGGCGUUCCCCGAAGAGAACCCACCGCGCAAGAGUGUUUGCACUAGAGCUCUCAACAAACUGAUCAAAAAGAAGAUGGUGUCUGAGCAUGUGUUCGGAUUCAGGCAUAGGAUGACGAAAAUCGUACAUGUUCGAAUCCUGGUCAAGACCGGUGUGAGCCCCAACGGGCCGGUUGCGAAGGCCCUCAAGGAGAAGAUGCAGGCAGCUUACCCCCGCAACUAUAUCCCACCGGCGUUCUCUCCCAACGAAGAAGACCUCAAGGCACUCGAGGAUAUGGAACCGGAUCUUGAGCGCGACAAGAACGUUACUACUCAGCGUGCUAUAGCUGAGGAAAUCGAAGUGCUUGCAGCGCCGUUCUAUGAACGUCAGUCUCCAAGAAAGCGGAGGGCCGCCGACGAUGAAGGCUUUCCUCUACAUGAUUAUGACAGGAGCAAGAGGAGAGCGGAUUAUGACAUCCGCGAAGGAAGCCCACCAAGCAACAACAAGAUGGCUCCAAGAGACUGCCAAGAACCGGCCCGUGAUGUCGAUAUCUUGGACAUGGAAGGACCUGAUGUGGAAGAUGGCCAGGAGGGACUGCACUACGCCGACCAUUGGGAAUAUGAGGAUCCCAGUGCUGCAGGGCGGAUGUCUUUGACUAAUGCUUUCAAGCGCUAUCACUUGACAAGCCGCCGCCACAGGAGGAAGAAUCAUCUUGCGUUGCAGGAAGUCUAUGAUUUCGAAGCUCCAUCCUCGCCGAGAAGCACCGAGUUGGAUGAGAGGAUUGAAGAGAUGUUUAAUGAACCCCUCCUCAAGUUUUCUCGUCCACAGAUUGGGGGCUCUUCCAACCUUCCCCAAGUCAACCUUACCUUCCUAGAGCCGAACGCAUUUUUGGAGGAUGACCCAGAGCAGGAUAGCAGUAUUUCACGAUCACCCACUCCUGUGGAAGGACUUGCUGGAGCGGCUGGACUGCCGGUCGUGCUUGAGGCACCCUUGCUGCCCGAAGGACCGGCAGUACCACAAGUACCAGAAAUGCUCAUGGAACAUGAAGCACAUGCACUGGUGAAGACACAGCCUAGAACACGCAAGACGAAGGCCGGGAAGAAACGCGGACUGAAACCCAGAGUCUCGUUCGCCCAAGAAGGGACAGAAGAGACCCCAGAAAAUGUCUCUACUAUUCACAGAGCUGGUGCUCUUUCAGAAGAUGCCAGAACAGAAGGGCACGCCGGUGCUCAAGAUGCCAUGCAGAGCAUUACAUCCACAACGACUGCUGUCGGACCUUGGACCGAGACGAUAGUCCUCCAGGGAGCUUCUACAUCGUCCACUGCUGUUCCCAACCUUCCAAACUCUUACUUUGAGGAAAAUUGCGAAAUGAGUUUUACGCUCAAGGGCUGGCAGCCUGAUCUGGGCUUCAUCUUGCGGAGCCAUCUGCCACAAUCCCUCGCAGACAUCGGUGCCGUUACCAGAGGAUUCUUCAGGCGAAAUGUAUGGGCUGAUCCGGACUGGGCUGAUUUCAACCAGAAGGUUGAUGGCUGCCUGAAGUGGGAGCUGUCACAAAAUGGGAUGUUUUUGUUGUCAAUUCCAGCCCCCACGACCGAAUAUUUCUUUAUGAAUUUCGACGCACCCCGAGUCACAGAUCCCAAUCCCAGCCAGCCAAUCAAUCUUGAGUGGGCUGGGGAGAACCAAUUCACCAUGAGGACCAUUCCAUACCAGGCUCUCAUCGAGGAGAGCGGCAAGGAGCCCGACAUUGAAGACUACGAAGAUUGGAACAUCUCAACCAAGACCGACCAUAAAUCUCCAAGCAGGAGAAAACCUGGCCGUCCACGGGGUUCUCGGAGCAAAACGCGUCGUCGCAUAAUACCUCGUGCAAGACGUCGGGGAACGCGGGUCAGUGCGCCAAAACUGCCCGUCUUCAGAAAGACGCGGGAGCAUACAACGUACCCACACUACCCGGAAGACCACUUCCAGGAUAUGGAGGAGAUGGACGAUGUGGACUGGAAGGCCGACGACACUCGCAUUGCUGCGUUUGUUGCCGUCCGUACUUUGCUCGGAGGAGUCGAUAAAGUUCCCGAUUGGGGCGUCAUGUUGCGGAUCUUUCCCGACUCGAAAAUCUCCAACCUCCGGCAAUUCUGGGUCAACAUCAAGAAGGAGCGCCAGCUCUACAUCGACAGCCUCACGGCCAAGUUCCAGGAAGCCUUUCUUGAGGCGUACGAGAAGAACGAAGUUGCCCCGUUGGAUUACGACAAUGUCCUGGCCUAUGAUUGGAGACGACUCGUGUCCUGGACCACGAAGUUGGUAGUCAACGACGCACAACUCCUGCCUGCAAAGCGUGAAGUGGUGCAAAAGGAGUACUCGAUAGUGAAGAGUGCUGCCAGGGGGGGGGAGUGGCAGGAGCGGUAUUACCAGAAUGUGCGUUCUGUGUGGAAGAGGUUCCAGGACGCGACGUCGGAAGCUGCCGCAUUCUCUCUCGAGCCGGAGGCUGCGGGUGGAGAUCUAUCAACCGACGACACAAUCGCAAGGUCUUGGCUCCGAGCCCUGUGCCGCACACCGCCAGCGAAGUAUUCUCCAGAUGCUGUCCGGGCAGCGCUGCUGAAGCUCGGCGAGCGCACGGAUAGGGAGAUCAACGAGCUCCUGAACACGGCGCUCAAGGCCCUCCGGAACAACCGCGUGAUCAAACAGACCAAGAUCAACACGCACAGCACGCCUGAUAGGCCCUACCAGUUCAGCGAUCAUUGGAUCAACCAGCUCGACAAGCAGUCGCAGCGCGAAAAGUUCAUCCAGGCCGGGCAGUUCAAGACCCAUCUCGACGAGUGCUUCCGCAAUGGCAAGGCGUACGAUAUUCCCUACAGCGUAGACGACGGCGCAAUCCUGGUGUUGAUCAACCUCCAGGCCCACGGCCGCAUCCGGAUCGAGCCUGUGGGACUCGAGGACAUGACGUUCGGCUUCGACCCGGGCAACUACGAGUCGAGAAAGUACCCCAAGGAGUACUACCACUUCGACACGCGCGCCGUACCCACGGACCUCUACAGGUACAACGAAGACAUCGAGGACGUCGUGUGUCGUGCGGACGGCGUGCAGCGCCCCGGCCGGGGCCCGCGUGGCGAGCUCGGAGUCUGGUGCGAUUUCUUCGGCCAGGUGGCGCCGGAGCCGUGGGUCAAGGUCAUGGGGGCGGUGGUGUUCAGCAUCGCCACGCGCGGCUCCAUGGACGCGUCGCAGCUGUCCUCGGCCCUGAAGCCGCUGGUGGAGCCGUUCGAGGCCGGCAUGAUCCUCGACUGGGCCGUCCGAGCGGGCAUCCUGGCGGCGCCGGUGCAGAACAAGGGCUGGACGACGAAGGAGUGGUGGUGGUUGGUCGUGGCGAGGGAGUAUGAGCGGAUGGAAGGGGCCGGGUUCGGAACUGCUUGA